This is a messenger RNA of Exophiala aquamarina CBS 119918, 1050 nucleotides long. RefSeq lists its product as uncharacterized. NCBI's taxonomy places the organism in Eukaryota, Fungi, Ascomycota, Eurotiomycetes, Chaetothyriales, Herpotrichiellaceae. The transcript has a single exon. Bases 1 to 1050 code for a protein of 349 amino acids. Gene Ontology annotation, molecular function: metal ion binding. The record is from RefSeq and is a predicted model, not a curated record.
AUGCCGGAAUCAUCAGAUCCUCCUUCUCGUCCUUCUGGCGCCGGCUUGAACAGACAAGGCGAGUCUCGCUCUGCUUCUGCGCCUGUUCCUGGUCGAAAGCCGCCCAAAGGUCCACGCGCACAAGGCCGCUUCCCAACUGGUACCAAACAUCGCGCUCGCCUCAACUCAUCCACAAAUAUCAAGAGCUCUUCUCACAAGGUAUCAUCGGACCCUCGUAACGUUAAGCACUUGACUUGCUAUUAUUGGAAGACAGGCUCUUGCAGCAAAUCCCCUGAAGAAUGUGCAUAUGCGCACCACGACACUGGAAUGUACACCGACAAACCUCUCACACUAUUCCCAGGCGGGCCUGCAAUGGCGGGUAGAAACCUCAUUCGGGCCCAGCAGACAUUGCGUCUUCAGUCCAGCGAUAGUACCUCCACCACAACAGUUACGCCUCGCUCCCAGUCCCAGCCAGAAGCUCCAGUCACCACUAUAUCCAACGACGACCUCCAUUUUGCCAAAGUGCAGACACGUCUUGCUGAGAAGCAAGCUUUGGAAAAAGCUCUCGCCGCUAGUCUCGAUCAACACGCUGCCUUACAGAAGCGCAGUCAGCAACUGGAAUUGGAACGGGACCAAUACCAUGAAGAAGUUUACUCCCUUCGCACCGUUCGACAACAGAAUACCUUUCUUCAAAAUCAAAUCAAUCUCUUCCUGACCAAACAAGAUAUCAACGACAACUGGUUGAACCCGCGUCCCUUCGGUCUCUCAAGUCCAUGGGGAGCAAUUGGAAGUGAGAGAAACAGUCGAGCCAGCACUGGUGUUAGUAAUAGCCCCAGCACGGGUCUUAGAACCAUUCCCACCGUCACCACACAAUCUUCUCCAGAACCGCAACCUUCUGAUGGGAAGCCAUGCUUUUACCCUGAACCAACUGGAGCAGAGACGGGAGCAGCAUGGACGACUCGGAGGGAGGAAGCAGGAAGGAAGUAUCUCACUAAAAGCUGCAAAAUGCUCGCCAUGGCCGAUGAGGAUGAGUUCCUUCCAAAUUACCUUCGGGAUAGGAGAGAUAGCUAG